Messenger RNA from Cylindrotheca closterium, 2559 nucleotides. NCBI's taxonomy places the organism in Eukaryota, Bacillariophyta, Bacillariophyceae, Bacillariales, Bacillariaceae. The record is from the annotation of a GenBank genome assembly.
AUGGCGACGACAGAUGGGAAGACAAAUCUUUCCUCAGCAGCAGCGUCAUCGUCUUCGACCCCAGCUGCUGCAACAACCACGGAAAAAGAAGUUGGCAUUGAGGUGGAAAACAGUUUCAGUGCAGAUUCUCCUUAUUUUUCAUCGUAUGUGGAGAAUGAAGUGCGUUCUAUAAACAUUAUGAAUGAUACGCUGAGAGAUAUUGCAGGUAGAACAAAGACCUUUGGAAAAUGUGGUGCAUUGAUGUCGGAAGCUACCCGGCGAUUAUCACUGGCAUGCAAGCUGAGACGGCCUCUUAGUCCCGAGGAAGAGAAAGAAACUGAUGUUCAUGCGGAGCGAGUUAGGGAGUUUCAGGUGUUGGAGCGACGUCGCGCUGUCGGAGAAGAUAUGGCGAGUCUCCUAGGAGUCAUGUCAGAAAUGUUGGAAGAAAUUGCAGAUGCCCAAGUGCAAAUGUGUCAAUCAUUCGAGGCUACUUUGGUAACAUCAUUAGAACAUUUCGCCGAGUUAGAAUUGAGGACAGCGAAAACAUUGGACAGUACUGCUGAAGAGUCUACAGAAUCUGCAGAGCAACUCUUGGGCAAGUACUUGAACGGAAGGCAUGCCGCUGCUCUUAGUUCGAAUCUGAAUGAUAUUGAUGGUAACGAUGCCUGGAACAAGUUUAGUGAGCAAGUGGGAAAUCAUGGUCAAUCUCUGUUGCAACGCUUCCAAAAUCGAAACAAAACAAAAACACCACAGGGUCCCCCCAGGACCGCUUUGUCGCAAGGGAUCUCUCGGACUCAAACGUCUACAGCCAGCAAGUCUACGCCGGUACCGGUGGAUCCUGCAGUUCAAAUGGCAAGUACGGCUGCCAAUCUUAAGUUAACACUUGAACAGGUACGACUUGCACAAGCAACAGCAGAGUUGAAGAGGUUCCAAUUGUUGAAGCAUAUCGUGGCGCACAAACAGCGCCGGAAGUUUGAAAUCGGUGAAAAUGUAUUGGCCUCGCUUCAUGGCAUUCGCGCUUAUUUCCAUCACUGUUCCGACUGCGUCAACGGGAUUGUCCCGACGAUGAAUCGGUUCCAGGUUGAGCAACAAACUGCCAGAAACCAUCUAGAAAAGAAAUUGGCUCCUUCAUGGAGAGCUAGAGAGACUGAUAUUGAGGGAACAAUCGAUGGUCUCAAAAUGGUAACAAAGAGUUCAGGAAUCAUUGUUGAAGCUAUUGCAAGUGGUGACAAGAAUCUAAUUGAAAAGCAGGCUACUAGUCUAGAGGAGAUUGAAGACAAGGUCGAGAUUUGGAGACUGCCUAGGAUGUUGGCAGAUUCGACUCGUUUAAAAAGGGAUCCAACACCAGGCGUGUUUGUUGAGGGAUGGCUUUAUAAGAAAAAGGAUCAGCGCCUUACGCUGAAUGCAUGGAGCAGAAGGUGGUUCAUGAUGGAUUCAAAUGGUAUCUACUACUUCCGCGAAAACGAGGAAUGGAAGAAGGGCGACGGCCGGGUAAACUUGAAAAAAUUGGAAAGGGUCAAGAUUUGCGAUGUUGUUCUUUGUACUGUAAGAGAGGCGCCGAAUGAGGGACCGCGAUUUUGUUUCGAGGUUCACACUCCAAGCUCCAAACCACUAAUGCUUCAAGCAAGAGGUCCGCUGGAGUACAAGAAAUGGGUUGAUGGUAUCCGAAAUGGAAUUGAGAUACAGCUUGUCAGCGGCAAUCAAAAUGUUGGUCGAGCGCCCCCCCCUCGACAAUACAACGUUGGAGAAAUAAAGAAGAGCACAUCCAUGUCGUCUCGUGACAACUCUCCCGUAAGAAGCGGUGAUGCUGUUGAUUUGCCAGAAUUCCACGAUAUCGAUAACGAGGGGAAGAGAGGAGCUCAAAAGAUGGCAAAAAGUACCUUGAUUCCUCAGAUCAUGCAAUCGAAUAAAUUUUGUGCGGAUUGUGGUGCACCCGACCCAGACUGGGUUUCUUUGAAUCUUGGGGUGUUGCUGUGCAUUGAAUGUAGCGGAGUGCACCGAUCUCUUGGAGUGCAUGUCAGCAAGGUCCGCUCUUUGAAGCUAGAUGCAUUGAGUGAAAGCGAGGGCAAACUAAUCGCUGAAAUUGGCAAUGAGAGAGCAAAUAAGAUUUGGGAAGGUGGUGUCGGAAUGCAGAAGGGAUGGGAGAAGCCUCGCCAAGAUUCCGGGCGCAAGGCCAAGGAAGAAUGGAUUAAAAGCAAGUAUCUGUGGCGAGGAUUCAUUAAUCACUUAGAUAAGGAUGGCCAACCUGCAGCAGAUGGAGAGGACAAACUUUGUCAGGAUAUGUUCGAGGCUGCUAAAGGUGGUGACGUUCUUGGGAUUGCCAACGCGCUCGCACGUGGAGCAAAUGCAUCCUGGCAAAAUCCAGAGGAAAAUGGCCAGACUGGACUACAUGUUUGUGCAUUGCUGAAAGCUGGGGAGAACAAAGAUGAUUGGAAGGCAAUAGAAUGUGCAGAGCUGUUGCUGCAAAACGGAGCCAAGAUGGAUAUUAGAGAUAAGGAUUCCCGUGCUGUUUUGGAUAUCGCAAUGAUUAAGAGUGCGGAAUUGGAUAUGAUUGAAUACUUGACAUUGAAGUCAUCAUAG